Messenger RNA from Perca fluviatilis (European perch), 4013 nucleotides. It is a transcript of the gene mcf2b, whose product is annotated as proto-oncogene DBL. Gene Ontology annotation, biological process: dendrite development. Gene Ontology annotation, molecular function: guanyl-nucleotide exchange factor activity. NCBI's taxonomy places the organism in Eukaryota, Metazoa, Chordata, Actinopteri, Perciformes, Percidae. The transcript has 26 exons. The record is from RefSeq and is a predicted model, not a curated record. Gene Ontology annotation, cellular component: cytoplasm. Bases 178 to 3132 code for a protein of 984 amino acids.
CAUCCUGGUCCAGAGCAGAACUACGUGUGAUGAGGUGCGCACUCAGCGCGCCGCUCUGCCCGCGCGGACACUGCAGUGUAGGUUACUGUGCCAUCGCUGCUGCGGCUGCUCGCUCCCGACACCACGUCCCGCUGCAGACUUCCCGGGUCCGGGUAGAACAGGGAAGCGCUGAAAGCCAUGGCCGAGUCCAACCCGCUGCGGGGCUUCCCCCGUCUGCGCCGGGCCGCGACCUCAUUUCCAGGAAAUCUGCAUUUGGUCUUGGUGCUCCACCCCUCCGGCUUGUUAAGCUCUGCCCCCAGUCCGUCUUCCAGCACUGACCUGGGCUUCCGCUUCAGCCAGGAUGACUUCCUGUUAAAGAUGCCGGUGGUGAUGCUGCGCUCAGUUGGUGACCUGCUGCGCUACAUCGACGAAAACCACCUGACAUCAGACUUCACUGCAAAAGUGGAGUACUGCCAAAGUGACUGGAUCGUCCUCCGCACGGCCAUUGAGACCUUUGCGGUGACAGUGAAGGAGAUCGCCCAGCUGCUGCAAGGCUUUGGAUCAGAGCUAUCUGAGACCGAACUUCCGGAUGAAGCUAGUGCCAUCGAGUUCCUGCUGCACUCACACACACACCGAUACCGACAGAUGAAGGACGACAUCCGGAGCGUGCUGAAAGAAGGACGGCUGCUGCUGUCGAACCUGGAGACUGUCAAGGCCUCUAAGAGAGAUGUAGAGGAGGAGAGGGAACUAAAAUCAGACAUGGACACUGUUCAGAGGCUCCUGACUCAGCUCAGAGACAUGGAGGAGGCGUUUGAUGGCUUCUUUGAGAAACACCACCUGAAGAUGCAGCAGUACCACCAGCUGCUGCAUUAUGAAAUGAGUUUCCAGCAGAUGGAGGAGGUUCUGGAGAGGAUCACUAACCAGGAGAUGGACAUUGCCUCUGUGGGAACCACGGUGGUGCAGACGGAACAGCUAUUGAAGGACCUGGCGAUGCUGGACACACACGCUCAGGAGGAGAUGGCUCGUGCCCAGGUGGUUAUCCUGCAUGGCCAUCAGUUGGCCACCAACCACCAUUACGCCCUGGCACUCAUCAUCCAACGCUGCAAUGAGCUGCGACAUCGCUGUGACAUCAUCACCACUGCCAUACGCACCAAGCGGGCCUCCCUUACCCGAGCACGAGACCUGCUGCUCCGCCUUGAAGGGGCCCUUCGGUGGUGUGACGAGGGCGCCUAUCUUCUGGCGAGCCAGAUGGUGGACAAGUUCCAAACCAGAGAGGGAGCGCAGGAGGCACUGCAGUACCUGAGCUUCCACCAGGAGAGGGCGCCGUCCGCACUGAAAAACAGCCAGGACAUUCUGAGCCUUGAGUUUGAAGCCAUACUCACCCCACAGCUGCAGUCCCAAAUUUCUACUGUUACAGAGAAGCUGAACUCGAUGCAGUCUAUGAUUAGAAACAGAGAGCAGUGUCUGAAAAAGUUGGCGGAUGUACAAGUCAGACCGAUUCAGCUGGUGGCCCCAAGGCCUGAACCCGACCACACUUUGCAGCGCUGCAAGUCACCCCUCUUCUCCCCCAAACAUGGUGUAGACUUUAACGUCCUAAAUUCCAAGUUCUCCUUUGACCUGCUACCUGGCAAAAGAGCCGCAAGGAGGAACAACAGCCAACGCAAGAUUGAGGUAAUGCAUGAUUUCCAAGGCAACUGCAGCUCUCUGUAUGGAUCCACCACUGAAACAGAUUCAGAGGCAGAAGACAAUCCAGAGCAGGUCACACGCCAUAUAAUGAAGGAACUGAUAGCUACAGAGAGGAUCUAUGUGGACGAGCUGCUCUCUGUCCUUUUGGGCUACAGGGCAGAAAUGGAGGACCCAUCCAUGUCUAAUCUUCUUCCUUCAGCUCUACGCAGCCAGAAGGAUGUUCUGUUUGGCAACAUGCCAGAGAUUUACCAGUUCCACAGCAGGAUCUUCCUCCAGGAUCUGCAGGGUUGCCUGGAGACACCAGAGAGGGUGGGGGCUUGCUUCCUGCAACGGAAGAAGAAGUUCCAGGUGUAUGAGCGUUACUGCCAAAACAAGCCUCGCUCUGAGUUGCUAUGGAGACAGUGCUCUGAUUCGCCCUUUUUUCAGGAGUGCCAGAAUAAGCUGGACCACAAGCUGGGUCUGAACUCUUACCUCCUGAAACCAGUCCAACGCCUCACCAAGUACCAGCUGCUACUCAAGGAGCUGUUGAAGCAUUGUGAGACAUGUCUGUCCCAGGGUGACCUCAGUCAGCUGGGCCGAGUGGUGAUGCAGGGAGGCUUCAGCGUGUGGAUCAGCCAUAAGAGGGCAGCGGUGCGCAUGAAGGAGCUGGCCAGGUUCAAACCCAUGCAGAGACAUCUCUUCCUCUAUGACCUCGCCCUGCUCUUCUGCAAACGCAGAGACGAUGACACUCACGACAGGACGCCUUUCUACAGCUUCAAAUCCUGUCUCAGAAUGAGUGCAGUGGGAAUCACAGAAAAUGUGAAAGGAGAUGUGAAGAAAUUUGAAAUCUGGUACAGUGGCAGAGAAGUAGUGUACAUAGUUCAGGCUCCCACACUGGAGGUCAAAGUUGCCUGGCUGACAGAGAUUCGAAAAAUUCUCACCAACCAGCAGAAAAUGCGCCAAGAUGAGACUCCUUCUCUUUCAGACAACCCGCCUUCUGACAGUGCAUCAGAGAUGUGUGUGUCGUGGGGCGGAGCAUCGGUGGGAGGCUGCUCAGCGUGUCUCCCUGUUCCUCACAGCUCCUCUGCAACAAACCACUCCCACAGGCUGCGAUGGGAGGAGUCAAUACACACUAGCCCCGCCCACUCGGAACCCGUGGUUAACUCACCUCAACGCACUUGGCCUGUUCCUGCGCACUCCGGGGCAAUCUGUGAGGGCCUGGAGGACUGGGGUGCAGCUACAGACCUCUCCAACCUAUCGGACUCAGACGAGGAGGAUCAGCCCGCCCCCCUGGUAGCAGGCAGGUACAGGGUCAUGGUAGAAAGCAGCAUGGCCAGCACGGAUGACAUCAUCUUUAAUUGCGGGGAUGUCAUCCAGCUGCUGCAUGAAGAAUUGUCGGGACUGUGGAUGGUAAAGAAUAUAAGUCGUGGGGAAGAAGGGCGUGUUCUAUCUGAGGACCUGCAUAGGAUUCUGGGAGAAACAUGCUAAGAGCCAAUCAGAACAGAGGAUAGAUGACAUACUUCAUCAACUUCCUGACCAAAAGGGGGCAUCUGACUCUGCCAAGACGUUCAGCAGAUCAACAGAUUGAAGCACAUCAACUGCAUAUUUAACUACUGUGACACUUUGACCUCAGAAGGCUGUAAACUACAGAAUGGACCUCAGACUGUAGCAAUACAAAGCACAUAUGUGGGAUCUUUUUAUUUAUGUAUCUAUUCCAGCAGUAAUUUAGUAGAUUAUUUAGACUUGGGGUUGUAACUAAAGACGUUGAACUUUUUUUGGGCCUUUAUUCAUAUGUACAGCAUAGACCUUUGUUGAUGUCUUCAAGUUUUAUCAUUUCUAUUUUCUUAUGAAAUAUGACAGAAAUCAUGCAUAUGCCUACUAACAUAUCAUUACUGUCCAUGUGCCAAACAGCGCAGCUAAUUAUUGUGGCUUCUUUUUGUAUAACACUGUAAAAUAGCUUUACCUUGGGGUGUUAUUGUUUGCAAUAAAUGUAAACCCUCUUUCUUUCAUACAGCAACCAGCUACGUCACUAGAGGGUUUGCAUGUGAUGUUACCGUAUGCCAAAAUCGACAUCGUUACUCCACCUCUUAGUGGCAAAAGCAAACAUUCAGCAUCUGCUUGAUGCAUUCACAUGACAGAAGAACAAGAAAAAAAACAAGGCAAGAUCAGACUAUUCAGCAAUAUUCAGUCAAGGUCUCGCCAUCCAUAGCAGCCAUAGUGGGUUUGUUUUGCCACUCAGUGGUGUUGGUUAUGGAUGUAUAUGUGAAAAUCUCAUUGCAUACCCAUUGGCUUUCAGUGGGGCUGGUUGUUGUAAUUCAGUGGUUGUCAGGCAGCUUUGAUAAAUAAAUUGUAGAUAUUUAAAAAGUGAA